This is a messenger RNA of Closterium sp. Naga37s-1, 648 nucleotides long. NCBI's taxonomy places the organism in Eukaryota, Viridiplantae, Streptophyta, Zygnematophyceae, Desmidiales, Closteriaceae. The record is from the annotation of a GenBank genome assembly.
AUGCCGGCGACGCCGCCGUCGGGGAACGAGCAAGCGCCGAGUGAGAGUGGCUCCGCGGAUUCGGCCAGUACGAGGGCCGAAGCCAAGAAACGGGAUGAGAAACCCCCGAAACCCCCACAGACGCUCGAUGAGGCUCGUUACGAGCUCAGCGUGGUGCAACCUUGGCGGGAGGCAAAGACCAUGAGGGUCGCCGAGCCGGGAUUCGUCGACCGCCACACCCUCCUCAAAGGCGCGACGCAGGGUGCACACGACAUGAAGGUGCGCCGCAUGCUGAAGGCCAUGGAUGCAGUGCGCCUUCUUCGCUCGAGCGACGGCGAUGCCGACACCGAAGCCGUCGUCGCUGCCUUGAACAAGAUCGCGGAGCCGGGCACAGGGACCUUCUGCGAUGCCCUCACGGUGCUCAAACAGGGAACCGCACCGACGAAGUCCAAGGAGCCUGGCAUGGGCGUCAAGGGGCUGGGCCCCAAGUCGGUCUCGAAGCUUCGUCUCGCCUGUGCGCUGGUGGCGGUCAACUUGAAGCCGAGCGCUUGGGUCGCCGUCCUGUUUCCAGACACAUGGGAGGAGCAGAUGCCGAAGAUCGUGGCCGAUAUGGCCAAGCAGACCGCACCUGUGCUGCGUCCUCCGACGAAGCGCAAGAAGGCGGCAUGA